Messenger RNA from Aspergillus ibericus CBS 121593, 3981 nucleotides. RefSeq names its product a-pheromone processing metallopeptidase Ste23. Gene Ontology annotation, cellular component: mitochondrion; cytosol. NCBI's taxonomy places the organism in Eukaryota, Fungi, Ascomycota, Eurotiomycetes, Eurotiales, Aspergillaceae. Gene Ontology annotation, molecular function: metalloendopeptidase activity; metal ion binding. Gene Ontology annotation, biological process: peptide catabolic process. The record is from RefSeq and is a predicted model, not a curated record. Bases 223 to 3789 code for a protein of 1188 amino acids. The transcript is spliced from 2 exons.
GCCAGUGCAUAUACUUUGACCAUUGACCUGGUGAAUUUCUCGCGUUCCUUUCAACAUUGACGUGGCACCUUGCUGACCCUUUCUCUCUCCUUCCCAAGACCGUCUAUUUAUAUCCUCGGUCUCUCCUUUCGCCCCUUUCUCUUUCAUUCCGGCCACUUUUGAACUACGCCUGCGUCCCCGUGCGGCCGUGCCUCCCGGCAACCGAAUCCCUCCUUUCUCUGGAUGCCUCCAAGGUCCCCUGCAACUCGCCGCUUGUGGAACUCUAGAGGCCCCUCAUAUCUUCGCUCCCCAGCUUCUCGCUCAUUUACGCAGUCAGGCGCCUUUGCGGCGAUUGCCCCUCAUUUCUCCUCCCCCUCGCCACGCUUCCCCUCAGCUCCCGACCGUCGCUCAUCGCCUGCCGUGCGCUCCUCCCACGCCUUCGUCUCAUUCCCCCUCACACUUCGUGCUAGCUUUUCCUCCAGCGCCGCGACCAUGGGAUCCAUCGAGCGCAUUGCUGAAAGCCUGGAGAAGCCGGAGCUCGAUGAUCGCUCCUACCGGGUCAUUCGCCUGCCCAACAAACUAGAGGCCCUUCUGGUGCAUGAUCCGGACACGGACAAGGCCAGUGCGGCCGUCAAUGUCAAUGUUGGCAACUUCUCAGACGCAGACGACAUGCCUGGCAUGGCGCAUGCGGUAGAACAUCUGCUCUUCAUGGGAACCAAGAAGUAUCCCAAGGAAAAUGCCUACAACCAAUAUCUAGCAUCCCACUCGGGUUCCUCUAACGCUUAUACCGCAGCUACGGAGACCAACUAUUUUUUCGAGGUUUCUGCCACGCCUGCCUCUACCGACGAAACACCCAACCAAGCCGCUACCAAUGGAUCAUCGAACGGCACCGUCGAGUCGAAAUCACCCGAAUCUCCUUUAUACGGUGCUCUGGACCGGUUUGCGCAGUUCUUCGUAGAGCCACUUUUCUUGGAGUCGACGUUGGACCGUGAGCUGCGCGCCGUAGACUCCGAAAACAAAAAGAAUUUGCAGAGUGACUUGUGGCGUCUCAUGCAACUCAAUAAGUCCUUGUCCAACCCCGCCCAUCCGUACCACCACUUCUCCACCGGAAACCUGCAGACUCUGAAAGAGGAGCCGCAAAAGCGGGGACUGGAGGUUCGCAGUGAGUUCAUCAAGUUUUAUCAGGCGCACUACUCGUCCAACCUUAUGAAGUUGGUGGUGCUGGGCCGGGAUUCUCUCGAUGAGAUGGAACAGUGGGUCGGCGAGCUGUUCUCUGAUGUGAAGAACCAGGACCUUCCCCAGAACCGCUGGGAUGACGCCCAGCCCUGGACGCCGGAGCACCUCGGAAAGCAGAUUUUCGCCAAACCCGUCAUGGAUAUGCGCUCCCUCGACAUUUACUUCCCCUUCAUGGACGAAGAGUCAAUGUACGAGUCCCAGCCGAGCCGCUACCUUAGCCACCUGAUUGGCCACGAAGGCCCAGGCAGUAUCCUCUCCUACAUCAAAGCGAAGGGUUGGGCCAACGGCUUGUCCGCAGGCGUGAUGCCUGUCUGUCCCGGAUCCGCUUUCUUCACCAUCUCGAUUCGGUUGACUCCGGAGGGACUGAAACAACACCGGGAGGUCACCGAGGCGGUGUUUGAAUAUAUCGCCAUGAUCAAGGAGGGGGAGCCUCAGCAGUGGAUCUUCGAUGAGAUGAAGAACCUGGCCGAGGUCGAGUUCCGGUUCAAGCAAAAGUCUCCUGCCAGUCGCUUCACCAGUCGCCUGAGCAGUGUGAUGCAGAAGCCGUACCCACGAGAGUGGCUGCUCAGCGGCAAUCUCCUGCGGAAGUUCGAGCCCGAGCUGGUCAAGAAGGCGUUGUCGUACCUCCGACCUGACAACUUCCGAAUGGUUAUCGUCGCCCAGGAUUACCCCGGGGACUGGAACUGCCGGGAGAAGUGGUACGGAACGGAGUACAAGAUCGAGGAUAUCCCGGAAGAUUUCAUGGCUAGCAUCCGCAAGGCUGCGGAGACCUCCCCGGAGAGUCGCCUGCCUGAACUCCACAUGCCCCACAAGAACGAGUUCGUUCCAACCAGGCUCUCCGUGGAGAAGAAGGAGGUGUCCGAGCCGGCCAAGACCCCCAAGCUGAUCCGUCACGACGACCAUGUCCGCCUGUGGUACAAGAAGGAUGACCGCUUCUGGGUCCCCAAGGCGACCGUUCAUGUCACAUUGAGGAAUCCCUUGGUCUGGGCUACUCCGGCCAAUCUUGUCAAGACCAAAUUCUACUGCGAGCUGGUCCGUGAUGCUCUGACCGAGUACUCCUACGACGCCGAGCUGGCUGGCCUCGACUAUCAGUUGUCUGCCAGCAUCUUCGGUCUUGACAUCACGGUUGGUGGAUAUAAUGACAAGAUGUCGGUCCUCCUGGAGAAGGUGCUUACGAGCAUGCGGGACUUGGUCGUCAAGCCCGAUCGUUUCAGCAUUAUCAAAGAGCGUCUCACUCGGGGUUAUAAGAACGCCGAGUACCAGCAGCCCUUCUAUCAGGUCGGCGACUUCACUCGCUACCUGACUGCGGAACGGACCUGGCUUAACGAGCAGUAUGCGGCCGAGUUGGAGCACAUUGAGGCCGAGGACGUAUCCUGCUUCUUCCCUCAGAUCCUCCGUCAGAACCACAUUGAGGUGCUCGCUCACGGUAACCUGUACAAGGAAGAUGCACUUCGCAUGACCGACCUGGUGGAGUCGACUCUCCAGAGCCGUACUCUGCCCGAGCCCCAGUGGCACGUCCGGCGCAACAUGAUUCUUCCUCCUGGGGCCAACUACAUCUACGAGCGUACCCUGAAGGACCCCGCCAAUGUCAACCACUGCAUUGAGUACUACUUGUUCAUUGGCAAUCUCGACGACAGCGUUCUGCGGGCCAAGCUUCUGCUCUUGGCUCAAAUGACGGAUGAACCCGCAUUUGACCAACUGCGGAGCAAGGAGCAGCUUGGCUACGUGGUUUGGAGUGGCGCCCGCUACUCUGCAACGACCAUGGGCUACCGCGUCAUCAUCCAGAGUGAGCGCACUGCUCCCUACCUCGAGUCCCGCAUUGACGCCUUCUUGACCGCUUUCAAGAAGUCGAUCGAGAACAUGUCGGAGCAAGACUUUGAAAGCCACAAACGCAGUGUUGUGAACAAGAGGUUGGAAAAGCUCAAGAACCUGGGCUCUGAGACCAACCGGUUCUGGUCUCAUGUUGGCUCGGAAUACUUUGAUUUCGUGCAGAACGAAAAGGACGCCGCGAAUGUCCGGACUUUGACCAAGGCCGACAUUCUGCAGUUCUACGAGCAGUUUGUCGACCCCCAGUCCCCGACGCGGGCUAAGCUGGCGAUUCACCUCAAAGCCCAGGCCGGUGCUCACGCGCAUGCCACGAAGCCUCAGGAGCAGAAGACCCAGCUGGUUUCGCUCUUCGGAAAGCAGCUGGAGGCAGCGGGCUUUGCCGUGGACACGGAUCGGUUGAGCGCUGCCUUUGAGAAUGUCGACGUGUCCAGCGGCGACGAGGCCCAGAUUCUGGCCACUCUGAAGGCGUUCUUGGAAUCUGGUAUGAAUCUGUCUGAGCAGCAGACCAAGCCGCUCCUCGAGCAGGUCAAGGCCAACCUGGGUAUCCAACUGAAACAGGCUGGUAUUGAGACUAAGAGCGAUGGGGAUGCCGCCAAGUCGAACGGGGUUGUCAAUGGCACGGCUGACGACCAGCACCCCACCUACAUCAGCAGCGUCGCCGAGUUCAAGGCUCGUCUGGCCGUCAGCGCUGGACCUAGCCCGGUGACGGACCUCAGCGAGUUCGAGGACUUUGACGCCAAGCUAUAAACUAGAAAUACAUGGUUUGGAUAAACAGUCCGGCAGAUUACCGUACUGAUAGACAUGAUGCUCUUAUGUUGGGAUUGGAUUGGCGUGGGUUGCAUGUUGCAUGUUGCAUGGACGGAUGGGAGCAGCGUGUUUUGGGGUUGAUGGCGAUCGUAGUUAGAAUUAUUGGAUACGAAUUACCGGAAAUAGAAAAAU